AUGACGGAAACUCAAUCUUCUAGUGGCCAGAAUGGUGAUGAAAAUUCUGCAGAUCGCCUAGAUCUUGACGGAGAGAUUGAUCGACUUAGCCUAAUGCUCAGCGCAACUGAACUUAAUUCCAUGGACUGGGUAGAGACAGUUGCCUGCGCACCUAAGGCCAUUGGCAUCAUUGGCGAGUGCCUUGUAUUGAGCUCCCAUCAACGGGCAGCUUCUAUUGAGCUAACGGACAGUCGACUGAAGGCCCCUUCGCUCCCAGCCAACCUACGACAGUGUGCUAUCACUGGGAAAGGCGCCUUCGACGAAGCUGCUUCAAGGAUGAGAAACAUAUCGUCACAAGCUCUGAUACUAGCUAAGGACGGCUCAGGUGUAAUUGACCGCAUAACCAAAUUCGCUUGUAAAGACCAGACGCCUGUUGUUGCACGAGAAUUGGAAAAGCAGAAGGCCAAUCUGAAAAAGAUUGUCGUUCAGUGUACCCAAGAUGCGGAAGCGCUUCAGGGGUCAUUCCAGCGAUGGAACGAGGAGACGUUGAUCCUGCUUCAAGCGCUGAAUAUCAAGGAAGACCAAGUCCACAAGAAGGUAGAAGUAGCGGCAACAAGCCUCAUCAACACGGAAAUGGACCUUGAACGGCUAAAAAAGGAGUUGGGAUAUGAUGGGUUGAACUUGGCAGAAAUCCAAGACCGCCUGCUCGAGCGUUCUGAAGCAAGUCAAGCUACUUCUGCAGUGGGCACCCCGGUUGUUAUGGCGGGAUUGUUACUCCAAGCCUUGGGGGCCUCAAUUGGCGGUCCUGUAAUACUCGGAGCCUCUUUGGCGAUCUGGGGAAGGGCUAUUUUCGCUGCACGCACACAAAUGGAUCUUGAUGCGCAAUUUCAGGCAUUCCAGACAAAGUCACUCAAAGCGCAAACAUUGGAUCAGCAGAUUCAGAAACUUGGCUCAGCCUCUUGCACCUUGAAAGAAAUGAAGGAAAUAGUGAGCAAAGCUGUCCGUCAGAUUCUUGAUUUGCAAUUUCAAGUUGGGACACUACUGGACUUCUUCAAAGCUAUUUUCAAGCGAGUCGAAUCUAUGGAUCAAUUCGAAGCAAUGGAACUUGAACGACUUGUCACAGACCAAGGCUAUAAAGAGGACGAGGAUAUAAAAACGAUCAUGGUUCAAACCGCUCUAGACCUGAAGAUAUCUUUCACUUUCGUCGGUCGCUUAGCAGAGAUGUACUCAAAGGUCUCUGUCAAGUAUUUACUACCGGGCAUGCAAACAGUUCAGAUGCUAGGGCUUUCUGACGACUCAUCAACUCCUGCUCAGCUAGAAUGGAAGGCAAGAGAGCUAGCUACAUUCAAGACGAAUUCGAUGGAGAAUGUUCGCAGACUGACGAUGGAACAACAAGAGCAACUUGACUUGGACUUGGCACGGCUCAUCAAACAGGGCAUCUUGUCGAUUCGUUCAAUUAGUUGA
This is a messenger RNA of Fusarium verticillioides 7600, 1443 nucleotides long. RefSeq lists its product as hypothetical. NCBI's taxonomy places the organism in Eukaryota, Fungi, Ascomycota, Sordariomycetes, Hypocreales, Nectriaceae. The record is from RefSeq and is a predicted model, not a curated record. The transcript is spliced from 8 exons. Bases 1 to 1443 code for a protein of 480 amino acids.